AUGUCGACGAAUCCUAUCCCACAGUUGGUUAAUAUCAAGCACACGUUGCAGUCUAAUGUGAUACAGCAGAUCAGACAGGAGGUUACACAAUGGCAGAAUAGCAACAAUCUACAGUAUACCUCCCAGGAUAUUGGCACGAUGGACCAAUAUUUGACAGCCUUGCAAAACGCACUCAAAUUGUUCAUGGAUGAUAACAAGCACAUUGCAGACGCUGCCGAGGGGGUCACAGAGGUGGAUAAGAAUUUGUAUGUUGGGUUGAUUGCCAUGUAUAAGGACUAUAUAUUUCAGUUACAACAGUUGAAGUCGAAUGCAGAACAGCACGUGGCAGUCGAUAGCGCUGCCCAACAACAACCACCGCAGGCGUCCCCAUCCUCCACCGAUGAUGUGAAGAACAGGGAUGCACCCAAUAUUACAGACAGAAUAGUGGACCAUAUUGUCAACACGCUUCCAAAGGAGCUAGCGAAGGAUAGGAGACGCUUUAUAGAUAAGUUCAUCAAGGAUACAGAUCUGAGGAAGUCUCUGGACGCUUCAGAUGCUCUGCUCCAAGGGAUAGUCAAGCUAUGUCACCAAGACCUGAAAAAUAAGGAUAACAUUAUGUCGUAUCUGAGAUUCUUGAAGCUACUAGGGUAUUCAAAGGAGAUUUUGAAGGAGAAACUUCCCUCCUCUCUGACGCAGCCAGUUAAAGCUAAAACAGUGGUGACAAAGAAGAAAGUGUCACCUCCACCGCAGCCAUACAUAGCAGAGAGGAAAGACAAUGUGAUACGAACAGCAACCCAACAACAACUCACCAAGAGUAAAGAUGAACAGGAGAAGGUAGAGGAGGAGGAUUUAGAUAAGAAAAAGAUCUCCUUCUCGAAAUACUUGAACAAAGAUAACACUCCAACUGUUACUGCAACAGAGAGUAAUAAGAGGGAUUUUAAUGAAUUGGAUGAAGAAGCGGAUACACCAGAGUCGAAAAGGGCUCGCUUAGGUGAUCCGAAUAUCACGUCUAUUCUGAAAAGUGGGAAAAAGAAGAAGAGAACCGCCGGUAGUAUCAGGUUCAUGGAGGAUGAAAACCUUGUGAGAAUAUACGGUGAUGAUCUGCCUACAACAGGUUUGAAAGUUAAGCCUGUAGAAUUGAAGAAGAUAUUGAGGCCGUUUGUAGAGGGUGAACCCAAUGAGAAGGUCCUACACGAAGGCAUCACAACGCAUCCAGCGCCCUUACUACUUGAAUUUGACCAAAUUGAAAACAAUGAUAUAGCGGAAACACGGAGCGGGCCCGUUCCUUGUGAGACGUCCGCUAGAUUUCAAUAUAGGACCAGUUUUGCUUCCUUUACUUCGGACCUAAAAAACAAACCCCCAAGAGAACCACUGACAAAUGAUGACGACCCCAGUUUUACUGCGAGACAAGGUAACGGGAAAACACCCAUUAUAGCGAGAGCCUUUGGGAGGAAUAAAUUGUUGUUGAAACAUGACAGGGGAGGGAUACCGUACAAACCUGUACCAGAAGUAUUCAAAAAUAUAUACCCUCCGAAGUACAUUAAGUGA
Molecule: messenger RNA, 1527 nt
Organism: Huiozyma naganishii CBS 8797
Lineage: Eukaryota; Fungi; Ascomycota; Saccharomycetes; Saccharomycetales; Saccharomycetaceae
Gene: REF2
Product: RNA-processing protein REF2
Exons: 1
Coding region: 1-1527 (508 amino acids)
Source: RefSeq, a predicted model, not a curated record